AUGGCGCGCGCCAAGCUCGCGUUCCUGGCCGCCGCCGCCGCCGUCCUGCUGCUGCUGCUGGCGCCGUCGCGCGCCGUGGCCCGGCACCACCACCGCGCCCCGGCGGUGUCGCCCAACAAAGGCGGCGGCACCCGCGCGGUGAUGACGGUGAACGGGUUCGAGAAGGGCCAGGAAGGCGGCGGCCCCGCGGCGUGCGACGGGCACUACCACAGCAACGGCGACCUGAUCGCGGCGCUGUCCACGGGGUGGUUCGCCGGCGGGCGGCGGUGCCACAAGCCGAUCCGCAUCACCAGCGCGCACAACGGGCGCUCCGUGGUGGCCCGCGUCGUGGACGAGUGCGACUCCCGGCACGGGUGCAGGACCAACGUCGUCGACACGUCCAAGGCCGUCUGGGACGCGCUCGGGCUCGACACCAACGUCGGCGUCGUCCCCGUCACCUGGUCCGACGCCUGA
Messenger RNA from Panicum hallii, 453 nucleotides. RefSeq names its product putative ripening-related protein 6. Lineage: Eukaryota; Viridiplantae; Streptophyta; Magnoliopsida; Poales; Poaceae. The record is from RefSeq and is a predicted model, not a curated record. The transcript has a single exon. The coding region runs from base 1 to 453 and encodes 150 amino acids.